Messenger RNA from Anoplophora glabripennis (Asian longhorned beetle), 737 nucleotides. RefSeq lists its product as uncharacterized. The annotation marks the transcript as partial. Lineage: Eukaryota; Metazoa; Arthropoda; Insecta; Coleoptera; Cerambycidae. The transcript is spliced from 2 exons. The record is from RefSeq and is a predicted model, not a curated record.
AUCACACAUCUAAAAAAAUAUAUGAAACAAAACCAAAACUAUUUUGUAACAAAUGGCUACAAGACAAAAAUUUUUCAGGUUGGUUGAAACCCACCCCAGACAAAACGAAAUUUAAAUGUGAAUGUUGUAACAAAAUAAUGUCAUGCGGUAGAACUCAAUUAAAAAGACAUGCCGAAUCCCAGUGUCAUCUAAAAAAUGUUACAAAAAUUAAGCAGAACAAAAAAUUAAAUGAUUUUACUGUUAAUGAGACUGCACGUAAAAAGGCAAUAGAACAUAGGAACAAUGUUCUUUGUUUGGAAUUAGCAAUUACAACUUUUUUUGCAGAACAAAAUAUUGCGUUGCAAAAUGUAGACCACUUAGUGGAGUUGAUAGAGCGCAAUGUAACUGACUCCAAAAUUGUAACAGACCUAGAAUUAAAAAGAACGAAAUGGACUGGGUUAAUUACUAAUGUUGUAGCAAAAGUGGAAAUUAAUGAUUUAAUUAAAAUAUUGCAAAAGCAAACAUUUUCAAUUCUUUGUGAUGAGUCAACAGAUAUCAGUACCAGCAAACAGUUGUGUAUUGUUCGUUACAUAAAUGAAUCAAGAAAAAUCGUUACACAGUUAUUAGAAAUUUGCCAUAUAAAUGCAAGAAAUGGUUCUGCAAAAAAUAUAUAUAACACUUUUAAAAGAUGUCUACAAGACAAAGAAAUUCCAUUGAAAAAUAUUGUAGGAAUGGCAUCAGAUGCUGCAAAUGUCAUG